This is a messenger RNA of Gamsiella multidivaricata, 1167 nucleotides long. RefSeq names its product acyl-CoA dehydrogenase/oxidase. Bases 1 to 1167 code for a protein of 388 amino acids. The transcript is spliced from 3 exons. Gene Ontology annotation, molecular function: medium-chain fatty acyl-CoA dehydrogenase activity; flavin adenine dinucleotide binding. Lineage: Eukaryota; Fungi; Mortierellomycota; Mortierellomycetes; Mortierellales; Mortierellaceae. The record is from RefSeq and is a predicted model, not a curated record. Gene Ontology annotation, cellular component: mitochondrion. Gene Ontology annotation, biological process: fatty acid beta-oxidation; medium-chain fatty acid catabolic process.
AUGGCCCAGCACAACGUCUCGUUCGGACUGAACGAAGAGCAGCUCGCGAUCCAGGAGCUCGCCCGCAAGUUCACAGAGGACGAGAUCAUCCCCAUUGCUGCCCACCACGACCGCACAGGCGAAUACCCCACAGAGCUGAUCCGCAAGGCUUGGGAGCUCGGCCUCGUCAACACCCAUAUCCCCCAGGCCUAUGGUGGUCUUGGAUUGGGAGUGUUUGAUGCUUCGUUGGUCUCGGAGGAGUUGGCGUACGGAUGCUCGGGAAUUCAGACGGCCAUUGAGGCCAAUGGCUUGGCAGAGGCCCCCCUGAUGGUCGCUGCCAGUGAUGAGCAGAAGAAGAAGUACUUUGGACGUAUGACGGAGGAGCCCCUGAUGGCCGCGUACUGUGUGACAGAGCCCGGUGCGGGAUCGGACGUUGCGGGUUUGCAGACCAAGGCGGUGAAGAAGGGAGACAAGUGGGUCAUUAAUGGACAGAAGAUGUGGAUCACGAACGGAGGCAAGGCCAACUGGUACUUUGUUCUCGCCAAGACCGAUGCCAAUGCCAGGACUGGCUCUGCCUUCACCGGCUUCAUCGUCGACGGCGACUCCAAGGGAAUCAUCGUCGGCCGCAAGGAGCAGAACAUGGGCCAGCGCGCCAGCGAUACCCGUGGAAUCACCUUUGAGGACGUCGAGGUCCCUCACGAGAACGUCUUGGGAUCAGUCGGUCAGGGAUUCAAGAUCGCCAUGGGCGCCUUUGAUAUCACCCGCCCCUUGGUCGCCGCCGGCGCUGUCGGUCUCGCACGCCGAGCGAUGGUCGAGGCGACCAGGUACGCGAUGGAUCGCAAGACGAUGGGCAAGGCCAUCAUUGAGCACCAGGCUGUCCAGUUUAUGAUUGCGGACAUGGCGAUCGGUAUCGAGUCUGCACGCAACAUGGUCUGGAAGGCUGGUUGGCUCAAGGACAAUGGCCACCGCAACACCUGGGAGGCCUCGAUCGCCAAGGCCCUGGCCUCGGAUGUGGCAGUCAAGUCUGCGUGCGAUGCGGUCCAGGUCUUUGGAGGAGCUGGAUUCAACACUGAAUACCCUGUUGAGAAGUUGUACAGGGACUCGAAGAUCUUCCAGAUUUACGAGGGCACAUCCCAGGUCCAGAGAUUGAUUAUCGGCAAGGGCGUCGUUGACCGCGUUGCCAAGUAA